Trichomonas vaginalis G3 is the source of this 1047-nucleotide messenger RNA. RefSeq lists its product as uncharacterized. Bases 1 to 1047 code for a protein of 348 amino acids. The transcript has a single exon. The record is from RefSeq and is a predicted model, not a curated record. Lineage: Eukaryota; Parabasalia; Trichomonadida; Trichomonadidae.
AUGCUUACGCUGCAAAUUCAUUCUCAAGAGUUAUACAACGAGUUAAUCUCACGUCAUAAUGGUAUUCAAUCAAGUUAUUUCGUUUUUAUUAAUGAAAAUACAAAUGAAGAAUUCUUUCGAAUAGAUUCUUAUAAAAUUCAACCACCACCUCCAAUUACAAUACAACCUCUAUCUAAUGUUGAUGAUAAUUUAGACCCAAAUCAAUUAUUUAACCAACUUUCGGAUCAAAUUGAUUCACAAAUUGUAGCUAUAGAGGAUACUAUUGAAGGAUUAUCAAUGCCAGUCGAUACAAAUUAUCAAGAUAAUGAUGAUUCCUUAGAUGGCGUAGAUAGUGAUGACGAAUUACCUGAUUUCGAUCAGACUGUUGAUGAACAGACCUUACAAGAACUUAAUAUUAAUAAAAGUUUAUCUGAAACACCACAAAACUUUAAAAAAUCUCAAAUACAGCAAUCUCGCAGUACAGAUGAUUUUAAUUCAUUAGAAAAACCUCCAAAGUUGAAUAGUUUACAGAAAGAAGCUGAAAAAUCACAAUCGGCGCCUGUAACCGCACAAAAUUCUCCAAAUUCUUCUCCAAAACGUGAAAUUAAAAAAACAUUAUUAAAAGAAAAGUUUGAUUUUACCGCGGUUAAAGAAAUACUUAAAUACAAUUUUCCUGCUAUUCCAUCACAAAAGGAUAUUUCUGACUUAAAGAGCAACAAUCAUGUUCCAAAAUACUUCGCCAAAACUUAUAGUUAUGUUAUUGAAAUUCUUGAAUAUUUACAUAAUGUAAUGCCUCUUAUUAAAAGCAUAAUAGAAAAACUUAAAGUGAAUAUAGAUGAUAUCGAAGAAGCUAUCACAAUUAUUCAAAAUAGAGGAGAAGAAAAAAAGUAUGAGUGUUCAGAACAAGAGAAGUUAAAACAUGUGUUUAUAUGCCUAAUCACAGGAAUAGGCUUUGAGAAAUACGUGGAAAUAAUGUCGUAUAACAAUAUUCAAGUUCCUUGCGUCAAAACAUUACAAAAAAACGCAGGAAGAGAUUGCAAAAUUAUUGGAAGACUUUGUCCUGAAUAA